This is a messenger RNA of Varanus komodoensis (Komodo dragon), 6424 nucleotides long. RefSeq names its product programmed cell death 11 (gene PDCD11). NCBI's taxonomy places the organism in Eukaryota, Metazoa, Chordata, Lepidosauria, Squamata, Varanidae. Gene Ontology annotation, cellular component: nucleus; small-subunit processome; nucleolus. Gene Ontology annotation, biological process: rRNA processing. The record is from RefSeq and is a predicted model, not a curated record. The transcript is spliced from 35 exons. The coding region runs from base 620 to 6061 and encodes 1813 amino acids. Gene Ontology annotation, molecular function: RNA binding; protein binding.
UUUGCUAUCUGUUUUUCAUAUUCCACAGCACACAGAAAUGUAUUUAUAUAUAAUUCCAUUUAUGUGCUGCCUACUACCAUAGUCUCAAGGUGGCUUAUGAUAAAGAAAUGAAAAGGUGAAUCUUGUUUCUGGCAGCUGAUUUGGGAAAAUUGUACUUACUGGGUUUUUUUGUUACAUUGCUUCAGUAAUGUAUCUGUUCCCUCUGUAUGCAUUUUGUUACAAAAUGAUCCUCUCAGAAUGUAUUUUUUUUAAAGUAGUGGCCACUGCUGUGACUCAAUUUGGUUUUGAACAUAAUCCAAUUGUGGAUGAUGACUUCUUGUUUGAUGGCAAAAGGCAUGGACUGCAUCUGUUUAGAGCAGCCUUUCUUAUCCCUGUGAUUCAUACUGGCAGUUGUCCGUCACAUCUGGAGGGCACCAGGUUAGGAAAGGCUAUGACAGAGUGUCAUAACCUCUCAGGAGAGUUACCUUAAUUCUGAUUAUAAGCCAUAGUCAUACUUUAUUAUAUUCUUGCAGUCUGAUGUUGUUUUAGCAAUGAAAUGAUGUAUUUGUGGUGAUUUUACCCUAUGAAUUUAAUUUGUAUGUGCAGGUAAUGUUGCCUUUUUCCUCACAGAAGAAUAAGCAUGGCAUCUGUAGAAGAGAAUUUCCCUCGAGGUGGCAUACAGAAGAAACAGCAAGAAGGAAAAGCAUCCAGGCAGCCAACAGUAGACCAGGAUAAUUUAUUCAAAACCCAACAUGAAGAAGUAACUCAGAAAAGAAAGAAAAAGCAUCAAGAUCAAACUAAUCCCAAAAAACUCAAGAUUGAGACGAAAGCUAUUACAAUAACCAGUGUUAAGAAUUUUGCACUUCUUACAGCUAAGUCUCUCAGUGAGGGGAUGCUGCUCUUAGGAUGUGUGAAAGAGUCCAAUCAAUUUGAGCUGGUGAUAAGCUUACCAAAUGGGCUCACUGGAUUUGUGCAAGUGACACGGAUUUGUGAUGCCUACAACAAAAUCCUAAAUAAGCAAGUGGCUACAGAUCAGCAUGUAGAGGAUCUGGAUACUCUCUCAGACUUGUUCUGCCCAGGAAUGCUGCUCAGGUGUGCUGUGGUUGGGGUGGAGAAGACAGCUACAGGACGCCAGAGUAUACAGCUUACGAUUAACCCAAAAGAUGUCAACAAGUCUUUGAACGCUACAGCUUUGAGACCUGGCAUGCUGCUUUCUGGAUGCAUAUCUAGUGUGGAAGAUCAUGGUUACCUUAUUGAUAUAGGUGUCCAUAAUACAAAAGCUUUCCUGCCUCGCCAGAAGGCCCAGAGUUACCUCCAGUCAACUAAGAAAGGAACUGAACUAAAGAUAGGUCAAUACCUGAACUGCCUAAUUGAAGAAGUAAAGAAUGGUGGAAGAAUAAUCCGCAUGUCCAUCAGUAAGUCUGAGGUUGCUACAGCCAUUGCUACAGAAGAGCAAAACUGGUCACUCAACAACUUGCUACCUGGCCUUGUAGUGAAAGCUCAUGUUCAAGAGGUUACUCCUUCUGGGAUUUCUGUACGCUUUUUAUCUUCCUUUACUGGAAUUGUGGACUUCAUGCACAUGGGCCCUCUGAAAACAAGAAAUUAUUCAUCAGGUCAGACGGUGAAAGCCUGUAUUCUCUCCAAUAAUCCUAGCUCCAAAGCAAUACGCCUUUCAUUGCGUCCAGUUUUCCUUCAGCCUGGCACACAGCUUGGCCAACUUUCCAGUGAUCGGAUAGGCACUGUAGUAGCAGAUUCAAAAGUGAAGACCUUUUUCAAAAAUACUGGUGCUCUCUUUAUGUUGGAUGAUGGCAGUCUAGCUUUUGCACAUCUAAAACAUAUGUCAAAUACUCCCAAAUCCUUCAAACCUGAAAUGUUUAAGCCUGGAAGCAAGCAUAAAUGCCGAAUUAUUGACUACAGCCUAGUGGAUGAUCUGGUGCUGGUAUCUCUCAAACAAUCUGUGAUUGACGCACCAUUCCUAAGAUAUCAUGAUAUUUGUGCCGGGCAGGUUCUGGAAGGUACAGUGUUGACUCUGAAGCCCUUUGGUAUGCAAGUAAAGGUGACUGCGCACAUCAAUGGCCUGGUCCCCUGCCUGCAUCUGGCAGAGGUGCUUCUGAAACAGCCAGAGAAGAAAUACAAACUGGGGUCGACUGUCAAGUGCCGGGUGCUUGUCUCCAAUCCUGAAGCAAGAAAGCUAAUUCUGACACUUAAGAAAACACUUGUCAGGUCCCAGCUCCCUAUCCUUGCUAGUUAUGAAGAUGCAAAGCCAGGCCUGAUUACCCAUGGUUUUGUUGUGUGUGCUAGAGAAUUUGGUUGCAUUGUGAAAUUCUACAAUGACAUAAAAGGUCUGGUCCCCAAGAAUGAACUUGGUGUGCCACCGUUUACUGCUCCACAAGAAGCAUUCUUUGAAGGCCAGGUGGUCAAAGUGGUUGUCUUAAAAUGUGAGCCAGCACAGGAGAGAUUAUUGCUGUCAUUCAAGCUGACAGAUAAUGCUCUUACAAAGAGUGAUAAAGAGAAGACUUCAAAGAAAGAAGUGACAUAUGAAACUGGAAUGAUUGCUGAUGUAAAAAUUCUGAAGAAGAAUGAAGAUGGCCUAGAAGUUACAAUUUUGCCAAACAACCUUUCUGCCUACCUUCCCAUGAUGCAUCUUUCUGACCAUGUGACUAAUAGCAAAUUGUGGUGGCAUUGGCUCAAAGGAGAUGAUAUGCUCCCUGGAGUUAUAUGCCUCCAUGACAAGGGAGGUCAUAUUACCUUGAGCAGAAAGCCAACAGUGAUUUCAGCUAUAGAGAAGGAGCAGGUGGUGAAAAGCUUCUCUGACAUCCAGUCUGGAUUGUUGCUGCCUGGCUUUGUAAGAAAUGUCAUGCCUUAUGGAGUUUUUGUGGAGUUUCCAUAUGGUUUGACAGGGCUGGCACCAAAGUCGGCAAUGAGUGACAAGUUUGUAACAGACACGAAAGACCAUUUUGUGUUAGGCCAGACUGUGAUUGCCAAGGUGACCAGCACUGAUGAGGAGAAGAAGCGCAUCCUGCUGUCCUUGAAGGUGUCUGAGUGCGCCUCUGAGGAUGCUAUUUCUGAGAGCUUCUCCAUAUUGCAACAGUACUUUAAGGAGUUGCAAGAGAUCAAGAGCUUCAUGAGAAAAAGAGAUUCCAUUGUGGCCCAGCAACUUUGUGAAUUAAAACCUGGGCAGCAGCUGGAGCUGGUAGUUGAUGAAGUCAAACUAGAUGGUACAGCAAUUUUCAGUGGUGCCUGUGUUUCUGGGUUGACGGUAAUGGCCACUCACAGCCACCUUGGAGGCAAAAAUAUUACUGGGGGUGAAAAAACAAGAGUUGUGGUUCUUUUUGUUGAUUUCCUGAAGUCAAAUGUCUAUGUAUCUCUUCGAGAUGAACUGCUCUCCCCCAAAUCCAAGAAGUUAACCCCAGAUUCUCAACACCAGGCCAUUGUGCAGCAUGUGGCUACAGAACAUGCCGUUGCUUCAUUGGAAGGAACGGGUCAGCUCAUUGCUAUCCCUGUGGCAUCCCACUUCAAUGACACCUUCCGGUUUGAGUCUGAAAAACUGAAGAUGGGACAGUCAAUUACAGUGGUUUUGAAAACUGUUCAGACAGGUGACCCUGGGAUCUUGCUUGCUGUGCGAGGUCCAAUGCAGAGAAAGGCUGUAAUCAGGCCUCGACAUGAAUCUGAGACACUAGAUGAGGCCUCAUCUGUGAAACACUCACUGUGUCUAGGAGAGAUGGUCAAGGGAACUGUCAAAUCUGUCAAGCCUACCCAUGUCCUCGUGACAAUUGAUGGUCAGCUGACUGGCUCUAUUCAUGCAUCCGAGAUUCUGGAUCAAGUUUCCGUAGAUACUUUUCCAACAUCAGUGCUAAAGGUUGGACAAAAAGUGACUGCUCGGGUCAUUGGGGGCAGAGACAUUAAAACACACAGAUAUUUGCCUAUCACUCACCCUCACUUCACCCGUACUUGCCCGGAGCUCAGUAUUCGACCAAGUCAGCUGAAAGAGGAAAGCAUAACCCCCCUGGGCCUUGAAGGCAGCAAUCUGGAAGAAACGUUGAAACCUUUCACGCCUGGGCAGAUGGUGACAUGCUUUGUGAAGAAGUACAAUCUUCUAAAGAAAUGGCUGGAGGUGGAAGUCACUCCUAAUAUUAGAGGAAGAGUUCAGCAGCUUCUACUUUCUCUAAGCCCCCGGGUCUUGAAAUAUGCCAACAAACACUUCAAAAAUGGGCAGGCUUUGGCUGCAACAGUAACAGGUUCUGAUACCACUGGGACCAAACUAUCCCUGUCUCUAUCAGGAAUUCACUGUCUGGAGAAAGGAACCAUCACACUAGGCUGUGUGAAAAAGGUGAUUCCACAUGUUGGCCUGACUGUUACACUUCCCUUUGGAAGGACUGGUAAAGUCAGCCUUUUCCAUCUGAGCGAUUCCUAUACUGAACUGCCACUGGAGAACUUUAGCGCUGGAAAAAUUGUCAGGUGCUGUGUCCUUUCCUGUGAAGAUAAUAUGGUGCAAGUGUCUCUCCGUCAAUCCAGAAUAAAUCCCAAGAGCCAUAGGAAAGUGGAAGAUCCUGAAAUCAUGUCGCUAGAUAAUAUACAGAAGGGUCAGCUUGUUAAAGGCUAUGUUAAAUCUGUUACAUCACUGGGCAUCAUCUUGGGAUUGUCUAACUCUAUUGCGGGUCAAAUCACACCGCAAUUUAUCGCCCCUUUCUUCAUGCCAGAUCAGUCACUGUUUAUGAAAUACAUACAUGCAGGUCAACUCCUCACUGCCAAAAUCUUCAGUAUAAAUAAAGAAGAUAACCUGGUGGAGCUCUCACUCCUUCCUGAAGACACUGGAAAACCAAGUGUUAUUCCAGAGUCCUUGGCUGUUUCACAUGGCGAUUCAGAUAAACAGUGCAAGAAGUUGAAAAAGCAAAAAAGAAGGAACUCUGAAACUGAUCAGGAAGCCCAGCCAGCAAAGAAAAGACCUCGUUGCACUGAAGAUGAGGAUAGUGGUGUUGAAGUGUACUCUCGGGAGGAGGAGGAAGAGGAAGAAUGGCGUGAAAGGAAAUCUAAGGGAAAAGAUCUUCCAAGGUUAAAGGUUUCAACCAGCUUUACAUGGGAGGAGGGCUUAAAUGUGCUGGAUACGGCUGUGCUGAAACCAAGGGAAGAGAGCUCUGACAGCGAAGAAGAUGAUGAUGCAGAGUCCACAACCAAGAAGCAAACCAAGAAGAAAAAGGAGCUGGAAAAACAGAGGGCAGAGAAGGAACUCUCCAAAUUAGAAGCUGCCCUGAUGGAUCCCAACCGGCAGCCCCAGACAGCAGAUGACUUUGACCGUUUGGUCCUUAGCAGCCCUGACAGUUCCAUCCUCUGGUUGCAGUUCAUGGCAUUUCAUCUCCAGGCUACAGAGAUUGAGAAAGCCAGAAGUGUGGCAGAAAGGGCACUCAAAACCAUCUCCUUUAGAGAAGAACAGGAAAAACUGAAUGUGUGGGUUGCCCUGCUGAAUCUGGAGAACAUGUAUGGCACAGAGGAAGCACUGAUGAAAGUCUUUGAAAGAGCCAUUCAGUACAGUGAGCCACUGAAGGUCUUCCAACACCUGGUAGACAUCUAUGAGGGCUCUGAAAAAUAUAAGGAAGCUGAUGACCUGUACAACACAAUGCUGAAGCGUUUUCGUCAGGAAAAAUCUGUGUGGGUGAAGUAUGCCAAAUUCCUCCUGAAAAGAGGGUUGCUGGAGGCAGCUCACAGGCUCCUCCCACGUGCCCUGAAGGGCUUGCCAAGUAAAGAACAUGUGGAUGUGAUUUCCAAGCUAGCACAGUUGGAAUUCCAGUAUGGUGAUCCAGAGCAUGGCAAAGCCAUUUUUGAAAAUACUCUGAGCACAUACCCAAAACGAACAGACCUGUGGUCAGUUUAUAUAGACAUGAUGAUAAAACAUGGCAGCCAAAAGGAAGUACGUGAUAUUUUUGAGCGAGUAAUACACCUAAGCCUAGCAGCGAAGAAGAUGAAAUUUUUAUUUAAGCGCAACCUGGAGUAUGAGAAGAAGUAUGGCACAGCAGAAACGGUGCAGGCUGUGAAGGCAGCUGCACUGGAAUAUGUAGAAUCCAAGAGCAGUCUUGCUGAGAACUAAUUUCAGAAACAGACUUGAGUGUCUUGCUUGCUGCCCCUGAACGCAAGAGAAACGUCAAGAGAGACACCACGGUUAGAGGAAGAGCAUCGCGGCUUGCUGCAUUUCCUGAUACUCUCAACAGCAGAUUGGGUUAGCCAGGACCAAAUCUUCAUGACUUAUCAAGAAUUAUACAAGAGCUUAACCUCUGUAAAUAUUGAUACCUUUUGUAUUUUCCUCAGACUUUUAAAUAUAUGAAUUUAAUUUUGGAGUGUUAUUUGAAUGCUAAUUUGUAAAACACAUUUUAAAAAUCUAAUUGAUACACUGCUUUUUACUUUCCUUUGGACGUGGCAUAGUUCAUUAAAUACAUUGAACUUGCUGUCAGGA